GUUUUCUGUGAUUUGUCUCUUGUAAUUACUAAUUACAAAUCUUCAAUAAUUAUAUCUCGAAUGUUUGUGUGUUAAAAUGAAAAAAUAUUUGUAAAAAUGUAUUAAAGUUCGUUUUUAUGUCUAAAAUGUGUAGAGAGAUAAAUUUUUGUAACCUUGUUCCAUUACUUGACAUCCAUUAGUGAGAUUAACGUCCAUUUUUUCAAGUAAUAAAAUAACUUUAUACGGCAUUUAAUGGAUAAUUAAAAGUAUUACGUUAGUUCAAACGAAAAAUGGCAUCAAGUCAAAAUCCACCUUAUGGAAAGCUUCCUAAAACCAAGAGGGGUUCAAUGAAUAGACCUCAAAGUGGUACAAUGGAAGAUUUUUCAUUAGGAUUUCGUAGUGACAUUGAGAACGAGCCAGUUAUAGCGGCUUACAAGUCGAGGUUGCACGCUUUAUUUACUCAAAUCGAAAAGGAAUUCGAUAAUUUGUUCCAGGAAAAUCAAAAUCUGCAAGAAAAAAUAGAGAUUUUAAAUGAAAAGCUGGAAAAGGAUACAUUUGACAAACCUGAUUAUGCCGACUUUGAGAGCAACAUGUCCAAAGUGCUCACUAAGAAACUCAGUUCUUCAUCUCAAAAGUCUAAAACAGCUCAUAAACUGAAAGCACAAACUAGUAAAAUUGUAUCUAGUUUUAAGGCACCUCAGUUAAGCUGUGGCUUAGUUAAAGAAUAUGGUGGUCACAAAGAUGGGGUGUGGGAGGUGUCUGUAGCGAGACCAGGUGUACCAGUCAUUGGUACAGCUUCAGCAGACCACACUGCUUGCGUUUGGAAUAUAGAAUCCUCCAGAUGUUUACUGCAGUACCAAGGUCAUUCAGGUUCAGUAAAUUCAAUACGCUUUCACCCAUGCAAAGAUUUGGUUCUCACCGGAAGUGGUGAUUAUUUGGCUCAUAUUUGGCAAGCUGCAUUAAAUUGGGAUCUACCUAAAGGCCACUCCUCCGAAGAAGAAUUAGAAGAAGGUUGUGAUAUUGGUGGAGGAGAUGAUGCUUCAGAUUUUGGAAGUCAGCAACAGCAAAAAGUCUCUACUCUACGAACGCCCGUUGGUGAAUUGAGUGGCCAUUCAGGCCCUAUUGCCGCUGCCGAAUGGCUAGCUGGCGGGGAUUUAGCUAUUACAGCUUCCUGGGAUCGAACUGCCAUUUUGCAUGAUAUCGAUUCCGGGGUUCAACUUCUUACAUUAACAGGCCACGAUCAGGAAUUGACCCAUACGGCCAGUCAUAACUCGCAAAAGUUGGCUGUAACGUCAUCCCGGGACACGACUUUCCGGCUGUGGGAUUUUAGGGAGGGCGUCCACUCGGUGUCCGUUUUUCAAGGGCACACUGAGAGCGUGACAUCUGCGGUUUUCGCGCGUGACGAUAAAGUAGUGUCCGGUUCGGACGACCGCAGCGUAAAAGUGUGGGACUUGCGCAAUAUGCGUUCCCCAGCAGCAACGAUUCGCGUGGAUUCGGCCGUCAAUCGCCUUUCAGUCUCCAACAACGGAUUGAUCGCGAUUCCACACGAUAACAGACACAUCCGCCUUUUCGAUUUGAAUGGGCAAAGGUUAGCGAGGUUGCCGAGAUCCAGUCGUCAAGGGCACACAAGGAUGGUAGCCGGCACGGCUUGGUCUGACGAGGUUCUCGGAGGAGUAAACCUCUUUACUUGCAGUUUCGACAGACGGGUGCUGGGAUGGUGCAUAUCCUCCUUGAAGGAUUUAUAAGGAGAUGGAUUUAUAUGUGAUACUUUUUUCAAUUCGUUGGUAGAAGUUAGUUCCUUGCUUUAGACAAUCGGUGCGCCCCUGAAAAUUUCGUUAGGUAGUUUUUAUGAUUAUCCACAUCUAGUCCAAUUUUUAAAUAUUUUUUUUUUGUGAAACGUUAAAGCCCUCCUAAGGACAGGGCGUGACCUCAUGGUGACGUCAUUGCCUUCAUUAAAGUGACAAGUUUAUGGGUUGUGUAUGUGAGUAAUAAUUUAAAAUGAGUAGGUAUUGCGUGGUUCUUAAUUCCUGAGUUCUUCGAGAAAUGAUCCAAAAAAUCUAUGCAUAAGAGUACCUUUCAAUCAAUUGGUAGAAUGCGAUGCGUGAAGAGUAGUUUACUAAUCAUAUUUUUAUCUAUAUAGGUAAUUAAAAUAAAAAUUUGUAUUUUAUUCCAAGGAUUCCCAGGUGCUUUUUUUGAUUAGAAAUCAAUUUCUGUAUUGGUCUUGUAAAUUCAUAAAAUAUAAAUUAGUAAAUUAACAAUGGACUUCAUAAAUUUGAAGUAAUUGGUCGGUUCAAGUUAUUAUGAUUUUUUUCGAAUAAAAAUCAACCGUCCGUUUCACGGUUGCGUUUUCCACCUUGAUUUUUCAAUUAAUUUAAUUUCAAUAAUAAUCAUGUGAAAGUAUAUACAAUCUGUAAGAGUUAUCUAGAAAUUUUGCAAAGUUCUUGGUAUUGUUAACUUUGUAAUUUUGUUUUAUUUAUUUAAAUAUUUUUUUGCGUGUUUGGAUUUAGUGCUAAAAACAAAGAUAACUUUUAUCAGUCCGACCUAUUUGAUUUCCGCACGGUUUAUGAAAUAUUUAUUUGAUUUGUUAUUAAAAAAUAUUUGUCAAAGUAAUAUGUAGGGUGUUUUCUAAGUGAAUGUCAAUAAUUAAAUUAAACCUCUUAACGUUUGCGAUCCGGAAAGAAAAGCUAAUUUCUCUGCAUGAUGUCAUAUUAGUGAUAUUGUUAUGACCAUGCAGAGAAGAAGUUUUUAUUUUUUAAGCGAAAAUCGGACAUCGUAAUGAAAAAAAUCAAGGAAUAAGAAUUUUUAUUUCAAGAGAAAUCAGUGGCGUACCAUCAAUGUCUGCUAAACUAGGCAAGUGAAAUUGCGUGCGCUCGCCGCUGGUGUAUUUAAAUACAUAAUACAUACAUCUGUAUUAAAUUUUAUUAAAAUAUCUAAAGUAUUACAGAUAUUAAAAAAAUAUAUUUUAUUUUUGAUAACUUUACCACCCUGUACCUGUUACCAAAAGUUAUGACGUUUAGGACAUAUCUUCAUAUGUUUUAAAAUGGACACAAAAAUCGCCCCCUAAAUUAUUGACAUUGAAUUAGAAAACACGCUGUAUAUAUAUCCCCAUUUUCUGCAAUGCAGUAUAAGUUGCCUCCAUGCGGAUUGCUUCUCUUACAGCACUCGUUUGAUUCAGAUAAAUAAUUUUCUUUUGAAUGAAAAAAAAACACCCGAUAUAUUUCUUGACUCGAAAAUUAAGAAAAUUCAUUAAAUGUAUUCCUUUUCUUUUUGACAAUAUUAAUUGUUAACUUAAUCUUGCGGGCUUUUCAUAAUAUUCUGAUUUUUCAACAAGUCAUAUAGCCUUAAAUAUUUUGUAAACCUUGCGGAAAUUAAAUAGAUCGGUUUCACUUUCACUUUUACCUUUUUUUUUACCACUAAAUCCAAAAACGGAAUAAAAUAUAGAGAGUUUUAAUAAAAUUUCAAUGUUGAUGUCGAUAGUAAAGCACCCUGUAUAAUCCAAAAGUGAAUAAUCUAAAAAUGCCCUUAAAUACAAAAGAACUUUUGUAUUUAAAAUAUUUUCAUAAUGAGAUUACAGGUUAAACAUGUAUGUCUAAUCUUGUGACACACCUAGUACCUGUAGGGGGUACCUUCAAUUUUUUAUAUAUUUUCUUCAUUUAUUCACCCUCCAUUAGAUAUACUCCUAAUAUAACCUGUUACUUACCUCUGCAAUUUUAUUCUUCACAGUUCCCCACAUACAAAGUCUUUAUUUUGAUUAAAAUAGUCCAUUACCAUAAUGUCAAAAUCUAGUAAAUUCGAGAAAUCCUCUAUAAAUCCCGUUUGAAGUGAAUACACUGUCAAAACAGUUAAUGAACAACAAUGCUAUAAAAACCAAAGGCACACAAUGAACACUGUUUAGAGAAAAAAACGAACGCGCGUGCCCAUGCUAGCAAUGCAGGGAAUGACGUCACGAAUCCGUCGAAUUUUUCUAGCGUCGUACGAUCGUUUGUCAUUAUUUAGGUUUUAUUAUUGUUUUUAAAGAUUAUUUAAAGUCGUUAGAGAGUUUUUACCAAGAUAUCUUCAAAAAUUGAAGUCAAAAGUUUGAAGGGCAGGUGUUUUACCGCACUAUAUCGGGCUGCAUAUAAUUCCUGUAGUUUUUCCUUGAAUGUGAGUUUAACUCAGACGCCUUCUCAGCGCAUCCUAGAUUACUACUACUAAACUACCGAUAGUACUCUAAAAUCCUGAUUAUUGAUUGGAAUGAAACUAAAAGUAGUUAGUAGUAGUGAAAUGUUAGUAUCCAUAUUUGGCGAGAAAAGCGUCGUAAAUGCUGUCGUUGAGCAAAUAUUUAGAGGAAUAGGGUUA
Molecule: messenger RNA, 4317 nt
Organism: Cylas formicarius (sweet potato weevil)
Lineage: Eukaryota; Metazoa; Arthropoda; Insecta; Coleoptera; Brentidae
Gene: Wdr37
Product: WD repeat-containing protein 37
Exons: 8
Coding region: 270-1724 (484 amino acids)
Cellular component (GO): preribosome, large subunit precursor
Molecular function (GO): protein binding
Source: RefSeq, a predicted model, not a curated record